This is a messenger RNA of Anneissia japonica, 774 nucleotides long. RefSeq lists its product as uncharacterized. The transcript is spliced from 2 exons. The record is from RefSeq and is a predicted model, not a curated record. NCBI's taxonomy places the organism in Eukaryota, Metazoa, Echinodermata, Crinoidea, Comatulida, Comatulidae. Bases 1 to 774 code for a protein of 257 amino acids.
AUGACUUAUAUGGGUGACCGUGGCAGAGAAAUAUUUGAAACAUUAGACUGGGCGCCAAGUGUAGCAGGCCAAGACAAUCAGCCAGCCACACCAGCUGAAAACGAAACAUUGACAGGCGUUUUCGAUAGAUUCGAACGAUAUGUUAGGCCGAAAAAGAACGUCAUAAAAGCAACCGUAGAAUUUCACGGCCGAGCACAAAGAGAAGGUGAGCCCUUCAAUAAAUUCUUAACGGAUUUACGAGUCCUCGUAAAGCGUUGUGAAUACGACGACGAGGAUAGAAUGCUUAGGGAUGCCAUAGUAGUCAAGACUAAAGAGCAUAAAGUAAGAGAAAAAUGUCUAGACGCAGGGGACGAGUUGACACUCGAAAAAGCGAUUAGCAUUGCCCUUAAUUACGAGACCUCCCAGGAAAGUCUCAAAGUCAUGGGAGGAGGCGAAGCACAUGUGCACAAAAUAAAGCAUGUGAACAAGACUCACAAAAAUAAAACAGCGCCCCCAACUUACAAAGGGAAUAAACGAGACUCGUCUACAACAAAAUGUAAUAGGUGUGGAUACAGUGCAAACCAUGAGCAGUGCCCUGCAAUGGGACGUACAUGUAGCAAGUGUGAUAAGCCUAAUCAUUUCGCAGCUGUUUGUAAAACUAAACUGAUAAAAUCAACAAAACCUAAGCAGCGUGCAGUGAGACAAAUCACACAUUCUUCAUCAGAUGAAGAAAAUGAAUACACAAUUGGUGCAGUCACAGCCAGCAUAAAUUCAUCUGCAGUCUAUGCGCCCUGA